GCUAACCCCGACCUGCCCAGGGCCCCAGCCUCCGCCGCGGGGGUGUGUGUGGAGCUGCUGGUUAGCUCCGCGCUAGCGACGUGGGAGUUUCCGGGGCCUGAGACCCGGUGGCGACCCGGCUUCCCGGGAUGUCGGUGGCCUUCGUCCCGGACUGGCUGAGAGGCAAGGCGCAAGUCAAUCAGGAGACAAUCCAGCGGCUCCUGGAGGAGAAUGACCAGCUGAUCCGCUGUAUCGUGGAGUACCAGAACAAAGGCCGGGCGAACGAGUGCGUCCAGUACCAGCAUGUGCUACACAGAAAUCUCAUUUAUUUGGCUACCAUUGCAGAUGCCAACCCAACCAGCCCUUCGAAAGUGAUGGACUAAUCUUCCAGUUGCCUGUUCUGAGGAGUAACUGAAAGUAAUACAUUUCCUGUGACACAGAGACAGGAUCUUUACCACCUCACCUGCUGAAAACAUGAAGGAAAUCUCCGUGUCUCUUUUGAGUGUGAAAAUGUGAAGAACUAAAAUAACUGUAUGUCGGUGUAAAUAUUUAUUUUAAUAAUUAAGCAGAUCCCC
Messenger RNA from Pipistrellus kuhlii (Kuhl's pipistrelle), 554 nucleotides. It is a transcript of the gene SS18L2, whose product is annotated as SS18 like 2. Bases 129 to 362 code for a protein of 77 amino acids. The record is from RefSeq and is a predicted model, not a curated record. Gene Ontology annotation, biological process: positive regulation of transcription by RNA polymerase II. The transcript has 3 exons. Gene Ontology annotation, cellular component: nucleus. Lineage: Eukaryota; Metazoa; Chordata; Mammalia; Chiroptera; Vespertilionidae. Gene Ontology annotation, molecular function: transcription coactivator activity.